GUUAGUAGCAGUAGCCGCCCCUGCUAGUGCCUUGCACCAUAAGUUGUAGAACCAGAUAGUCUUUACUCUUUAGUUUGAAAAUGUCUUUAGGUUGUAGCCAAGUCGUAUAAAUGUGUAAGGUAAUCGUUCAGUUGACGGGGCGGUAUCGUUUAAUUUAAGGCGCAACAAGAUAGAAUAACCCAGGUUAGCAAGUUGUCUAGCUAAGUAACGUUAGCUAAAAGGAGAAUUUUCACUCGCAGGUCAUGAUAAAAACGACUGUGAUAACUGCAGAAGAAGAUAAAUAGUUCACCAGCGAACUGCAGUGAAAUGAUAUCGUUGAAGUAGUUUAAUAUAUGGUCAAAUGAUACGUGUAGAUGGGGACUCUACUACUUUGUGCAGUGUUACUUUCCCCUUGCUGGGUAAACUGUGUAACAAGCCCUACCUUGCUUCGGGAGGAGCGUUUAAACGAAGAUGACAAGGAAUUUGGUGUGCUCCGCUCCCUACUGGCUGACUUUGAGGUUCUCCCACUCAUCAGCUUACAGAGGCACUCGCUGAAGAGGAGGGACACAGCCCCACACUCGCAUGUGGAGCGACUGGUCAGCUUCUCUGCGCUGAAGAGGAAUUUUCAGCUUUACUUGACAACAAAUACGGACCUCUUUAGCGAGAAUUUCAAAGCAAUCUUUGUCAACGAUCAAGGAAAUGAGGAGCAGUAUGAAGUUCAGAUGGAGAAGUACUUCAAAGGCCAUGUCGUAGGAGAGGAGCACUCUCGUGUGCAGGCACAUAUGGAUGGGGACGAGUUCUCUGCUCACAUCCUCACAGAUGAAGCAGAGUACAACGUGGAGCCUCUGUGGCGGUUUAUCGAGACGGCCUCUGAUGGCCGGCUGCUGGUGUACCGGUCCGAGGACAUCAAGAACAUCAGCCGGCUGGCCUCCCCCAAAGUGUGUGGUUACGUCAACACCGAGGCCCAGGACCUCCUUCCAGAACAAGCCAGAGUGACCGGAAGAGAGGAGGGGGACAAGGGUGAGUGGACAGAACCCCUUCAUAGGGAGAAGAGGGCCGCGGCCCACGACCACAAGAAGAACACCUGUCCCCUGCUGCUGGUGGCGGACUACCGCUUCUUCAGACACAUGGGUCGCGGAGAAGAGAGCACCACCCUCAACUACCUGAUUGAGCUGAUUGACAGAGUGGACGACAUCUACAGGAACACCUCUUGGGACGAUGAGUUCAAAGGUUACGGGGUUCAGAUCCACCAGAUUAUCAUUCACAAAGAGCCCACGCAGGUAUCCAGUGGUGGAGCUCACUACAACAUGGAGGGCAGCCCCAGCCGCCUAACGCCCAAAGGCCGCCAAGAAGUGAAGGUGUGGGACGUCAAGAAGCUCCUGGAGCAAUUCAGCUCAGAUAUUGCAGACAACGCCUCCACCGUGUGUCUGGCUCACCUGUUCACAUACCAGGACUUUGAUGAGGGCACACUGGGACUGGCUUACGUGGCCCCGUCCAAACCUCACGCCCUUGGGGGUCUCUGCCCAAAACCGUACUAUCCAUCUGCCUCUGCAAAGAAGGCUAGUUACCUCAACACUGGUUUAACCAGCACAAAAAACUAUGGAAAAACCAUUCUUACCAAGGAAGCGGACCUGGUUACCACACACGAGCUAGGCCACAACUUUGGUGCGGAGCACGACCCAGACAACAUUGCCCACUGUGCCCCUAGUGAUGACCACGGAGGGAAGUUCGUCAUGUACCCCAUAGCUGUGAGUGGGGACCACUACAACAACAAGCGCUUCUCCAACUGCAGUAAGACGUCCGUCAGCAAGACGCUGAGCUUCAAGGCUCCGUUGUGCUUCCGGGUGAGGAACAGUAAGCUGUGCGGGAACUCCCGUGUGGAGGAGGGCGAAGAGUGUGACCCGGGCCUCCUGCAUCGCUACGAGGACCCCUGCUGCACCUCCAACUGCAAGUUCCGACCUGAGGCCCAGUGCAGUGACCGCAAUAGCCCAUGCUGCAAAAACUGUGCGUUUGAGCAGCCAGAGAAGACGUGCCAGGAGCCCAUCACUGCUACCUGCAAGGGCCUUUCCAAAUGCACAGGCACCAACAGCGAGUGCCCGGCCCCCGGCAACCUGCCGGACGAGACGGUGUGCGUGGACAUGGGCCGAUGCCGCGGAGGGGACUGUGUUCCGUUCUGUGAGGCCCUGCACAACCUGGAGUCCUGCGCCUGCAACGAGACGUAUGACUCAUGCAAAGUGUGCUGCAAGAAUGCAGAUGGCCUCUGCACACCGUUCACGUUAGAGAGCGGCAACUUCCUGUUCCUGCGGAAGGGCAAGCCCUGCACCGUAGGCUUCUGCGACGAGGGGGGAAAAUGCAUGAAGCAGGUGCAGGAUGUCAUUGAGAGGCUUUGGGACUUCAUCGACAAGCUUGACAUCAACACUUUUGGGAAGUUCCUAGCGGACAACAUCGUGGGCUCCGUGGUGGUAUUCUCCCUCGUCUUCUGGAUUCCCCUCAGCAUCCUGGUGCACUGCGUGGACAAGAACCUGGACAGGCAGUAUGAGAACAGCAAGUCCAUCAUGUACCCCAGUCAGAUGGUGGUGGAGGUGUGUAGUAAAGCGCUGGCCUCAGACCGCCGAGAUGCUGAACAACCUGGAGUCGGCGCCCGUGCGCAUAAUCAAGCCCCCGGCGGCACCCUUGUUCUCAGCGGCCCAGGCCUCGGGAUCGGGCCCCGGCUCCAGCAGCAGCAGCAGCACCAGCGGGCCCUCGGGCCCCCAUCCUCCUCGGCCGGAGCAGGCGCCAGCGGAGGCAACGGCCGCCCCAGGCCCUGCCCCGGCCUCCGCCGGACCCAGAGCGGAUCAGCCGCGCAUGGCCACCAUCCAGGAGGACACCAGCAGCAGCGGCUCGCUGCCGCCGCCGGACGACGAGCUUCCGGAGGGGGCCGUCUUCCCCCUGCCAAGCGGCCCUCCGUCCACCGCACGCUCCUUCCAGGACCUGAGCGAGCAGCAGGGGGCGGCCUCGUCGCCCGGCCGGAGGCGCCUCAAGAGGCAGGCCUGCGUCGACAAUAAGGAGACCGAGUGCUGAAGGUGGAGGGGGGUUCGCUCAAGCACACGCCCAAACCUAUAUAUAUAUUUGUAUGAAAUAUUACUGUAUAUACUGCACACAGAAAAGGUAAUACACACUGUAUACUUCUGCACAGCCACGGUCCUAUGGGCAAAGAGGAAAUGGAGAGAGAUCAGGCAGUUGUGGGGAAAGAGUGCAUUUGCAACUGCCCAUGUGUCUGACGAUGGUCGAUAGUAGUCAUAGUCGAUGAAUAGUCAAAAUACAAGCAUUAGGUGCUUAAAGUAGUUAAUGGAUGCCAGUGGCUGCUUGCUUAGACAAUUUCUGUGGUGUAUGUUUGAGAACUGGAGGUCUGAAAGUGCCGUAUGUUGAGAAUCAUUUUUAUGUGUCGAAGUUUGAAGUCGGUUUAAGAGAAUGUGUAAGAGCUUGUCCUAACUGCAUUAUCCGACUUGUCACAUACCACUAAAUGUUCUCUGUCCACACAGAAUCCGUUAAACAUGCUUCUCCGUCAUGUUUCUCGGUCAAUAUAGCAGACCAACGUGAGCGACAGAAAGAAAAUAGAAACAGGACGUCCGACAAAAGUUCUGCUCAAAACACACUGCACAGCACUGCACCACUCCGUGAAAGCAUUCUAAUGGAAAACAAACUAAUCACAAACAAACUAAGACGCAGUGUGAGUGAUCAUAUUCCCUUUACCUUCUGCAAUCAGGAGACGUGUGGUCUCUAGAUCUGCCUGUUUAUGAUCCUAAAAGCCAUUCAAUCAUGCAGAAAGGUUUUCUACACAAACACAAAGCACUAGAUCUUCUUACUGUGCAUGUCAGGUAUACAUCAAUAAACAAAAUAAGAGCUUUUUUACUUAAGUUUACUUAAGUUGCCAGCAAUUUUGCACUCUAAACCAGGGACCCUUGAGAUCUGUACUAUGAUGGUCACUUGGAAUCGUGACUAUUGCAUCCAUAUUUAAAUGCUGUUUAGUCAUUCUGAUUGCCGAAAAUAUUAUGGUUCACAUUACUGGCAUGCAUGUGUCAUUAUGCCACUAAAGUAUUUUUAGUAGGUUAUGAAUGACACCAGAUAGCCUCAUAGAAACAUAGAAAACUUUUGUUAUGGCCUGCUGCCCUAAUUUAAAUAAGAUGAAUAAUUCUAUACUAAUUGUUACUAUUUUACAUAUUAUGUCUGCAUUAUCAUUGUUAGUCUCAAUGUACUUACUGUAAGAUGUGCCUUUACAUUUAUUUCUGUUAUUAAUAUUGAGGUUUUUCUCUAGUUGUUUUAUUCAGUAUUUGGUGUAACAAAAAAUACAUUACUUGGUUUUGAAAUAAAUAUAUCUAAUGAUGAGUUUUUCUCAUCCUACAUAUAUUACAUCAGCUGGGCCCUCUCCUGCUGACUGAUGUGCCAUGAAACAUAUCCUGUCCUUCACCUGUGGAAAAAACAUCUUUUUAUUUUAAUGUUUUUUUUUUGUUUGUUUUUUACUUGUGUGUGUUUAUGUUCAGUUGGUAAAUGUUGAUUUACAAUUGACUGAUAAUGAGUAAGACUGUAGACCUUGGGGUGAAAAGUCUUUGCGGGAAUGUGUGGUUCUUCUUCAACCUCAAGGAGAAAGAUUAGAAAUGUGUGUGUGUGUUAAGCUGUCUGUUACAUUUGACCACUGUCAUGAUGAGCACCUGAAUUAAUAAAUUGAAAUUGCCUCAGUGAUGUUAUGUAUUCAAAAUUCAAA
This is a messenger RNA of Alosa alosa (allis shad), 4720 nucleotides long. It is a transcript of the gene adam17a, whose product is annotated as ADAM metallopeptidase domain 17a. NCBI's taxonomy places the organism in Eukaryota, Metazoa, Chordata, Actinopteri, Clupeiformes, Clupeidae. The coding region runs from base 354 to 3023 and encodes 889 amino acids. The transcript has 20 exons. Gene Ontology annotation, cellular component: plasma membrane. Gene Ontology annotation, molecular function: metalloendopeptidase activity. The record is from RefSeq and is a predicted model, not a curated record. Gene Ontology annotation, biological process: Notch signaling pathway; membrane protein ectodomain proteolysis.